UUCAGGUGCACCUCAAAGCAGGAGCUCUGACCACCCUCUCAUCUGACAACUGACUGCUGCUGCCACCUUCAGCCUUUGUCCCCUGCCCAGGCCUGUCACCGUGCCGCCUCUCAGCAGGGGCAGCAGAAUGAAAGAAGGCAUGUCCAACAACAGCACCACCAGCAUCUCCCAGGCCAGGAAAGCUGUGGAGCAGCUGAAGAUGGAAGCAUGUAUGGACAGGGUAAAGGUCUCCCAGGCAGCUGCGGACCUCCUGGCAUACUGUGAGGCCCACGUCCGGGAAGACCCUCUCAUCAUCCCAGUGCCUGCAUCAGAAAACCCCUUUCGAGAGAAGAAGUUCUUUUGUACCAUUCUCUAACUCCGUUUGUGAUGAAAAUGUCUCCUUUUCUGUCCACAGAAAUCCCUUGUAGAGACAGUGCAUGCUUAGCCUUGGGGAGUGCCACCCCACACCCGCCCCUGCCCAACCCCUCAUAGAUGGGGCUUGUCUUGUUUUUGUCUGUGUUUUCUCUGUGGCUUUCCGUUUCUUUUCUUUUUUUUCAUUUUCAUGUUAUUUUCAUUAUUGGCAAAGAAAACAGACAUGUUCAUAGCCAAAUAACAAGUGUGCCAUGUAAAACUAAUAUGGAGUUAAGGGUUUAAGAAUUUAAAUAUCAAUUCUCAAGCUGAAAUACAUUAGUACAUUUCAGAGAAUAAGUUGUUGAAAAUAAAAACUGUACCCAAAUA
This is a messenger RNA of Carlito syrichta (Philippine tarsier), 717 nucleotides long. It is a transcript of the gene GNG4, whose product is annotated as G protein subunit gamma 4. Gene Ontology annotation, molecular function: G-protein beta-subunit binding. Gene Ontology annotation, biological process: G protein-coupled receptor signaling pathway. Gene Ontology annotation, cellular component: heterotrimeric G-protein complex. The transcript has 3 exons. The record is from RefSeq and is a predicted model, not a curated record. Bases 128 to 355 code for a protein of 75 amino acids. Lineage: Eukaryota; Metazoa; Chordata; Mammalia; Primates; Tarsiidae.